CUUAGAAAAUGUUAUUAUCACGUGUACAAAUUGAUGGAACUUUUUGUUAAAACACUAUAGGUGCUUAUAAUUUCUUUUUGUGAACUUUGUACAGACUUCAGAGGUUUAAAAGCCUUAGCCACGUGUCCCAGCACAGUUCAGCUCUCUCCCCUGCUUCUACCAUGGGAUUCGCGGAUCUCCUUGACAACAUCGGUGGCUUGGGUCGUUUUCAGCUCAUCCAUGUGGCAUUGCUCUCCAUCCCUAGUCUCCUGAUGGCCAGCCACAAUCUCCUCCAGAACUUCUCGGCCGCGGUGCCGAAACAUCACUGCCGGGUAGCAAACCGGACCUGGCCUGCUGACAGCCAGAACUUCUCCCUGUCAGGACUGGGAGAGCAGGACUACCUGCACGCUUUCAUCCCCCUGGGAAAGGAUCUGAAGCCAGCCAAGUGCCAGCGGUACACCGAAGCGCAGUGGCAGCUAGUCAGUCACAACAGCAGCCUGGAUAAUGCCACAGGGCUGGAGACGGAGCCCUGCCUGGACGGCUGGACGUACGACAAGCAGGAGUUUACCUCCACCAUUGUGUCCGAGUGGGAUCUGGUGUGCAGCCAGCGAUCUUUGAAGCAGAUGAGCCAGACUGUGUACAUGGGGGGAGUGCUGACUGGAGCCGUCAUCUUCGGGGGGCUGUCAGACAAGUUUGGCCGCCGCGCUGUGCUGAUCUGGUCCUACUUCCAGCUGGCCGCUCUGGGCACCUGCACGGCCUUUUCUCCCUCCUACAUCGCCUUCUGUGUGUUCAGCUUCCUGACUGGCAUGGCGGUGUCUGGAGUUAUCCUCAAUGCAGUGUCCCUCAAGAUGGAGUGGAUCCCUACAAAGUCACGCACCAUCAUGGGCACGCUGUCCUCGUUCUGCUUCACGAUUGGGCAGAUGGUGCUGGCGGGCACUGCCUACUGCAUCCGAGACUGGCGCAUGCUGCAGCUCACCGUCUCUGCGCCCUUCUUCAUCUGCUUCCUCUACAGCUGGUGGUUCCCAGAGUCGGCUCGCUGGCUCGUCCUCAACAACAAAUCCGAUGAGGCUCUGAAACAAAUCAAGAGAGUGGCCACCAUCAACGGAAAACAUGCAGAGGGAGAGAAGAUCACCCCAGAGACCUUGAAGUUCCACAUGCACAAGGAGAUCCUGUCCAGUAAAACCAUGUACACAGCCCUGGACCUGGUCCGGACCCCAGGAAUGAGGCACAUCACAAUCUGUCUCACGGCUGUCUGGUUCUCCACCAGCUUUGCCUACUAUGGGUUGGCUAUGGACCUGCAGAAGUUUGGAGUGAGCAUCUACCUGAUCCAGGUGAUAUUUGGGGCCGUGGACUUCCCUGCCAAGUUCUUGUCCACUGCCUCCAUGAGCUUCCUUGGCCGCAGGGUCACCCAGGGGAUGUGUCUGCUGAUCUCUGGAGCCAUGAUCCUGGCCAACAUCUUCGUACCCAGCGAUAUGCAGACCGUGAGGACCUCACUGGCUGUAUUGGGAAAGGGCUGUCUGUCCUCCUCCUUCACCUGUGUCUACCUCUACACUGGAGAGCUCUACCCAACUGUCAUCCGGCAGACAGGGAUGGGGUUUGGCUCCAUGAUGGCGCGGGUGGGUUCGAUGGCGGCGCCCGCAGUGUUGAUGCUGGACGAGUUCCUGCCUGCUCUGCCCAGCAUGGUGUACGGGGCAGCGGCCAUCAUCGCAGCAGUCUUUGCCUUCUUCCUGCCCGAGAUGCUGGACAUUCCUCUGCCAGACACCAUCGAAGACGUGGAGCAGCAGCGGGGGAAGAGAAAAGAAAUUCUGGACAAGGCGGCAGAGAAAGAAAUGCUGCCGCUUCAGGAAGUGAAAGAGAAGAGCGAGGUCAAAGAGCUCAAAGUGUUAGCGGUGAAGACGACCUCUGACCCUCGACCCCCUCCCUCCAAAUCAGAGCCCAAUUGAGAUGCGGGACAUCCCUUGAAGACUCAGCAGUCAAACGGCAUACCCGGUUAUUCUUCAAGGAGUAAGAGGUUACAAAAAAACAUCUGAGGGACUGAACUUGAGACAGUGGGAAUGAGAGGAGACCGUUCAGCCAAUCAGGACCCAUCCCUUCCUAACACACCCCUCACCCUGACCAGGGGGAUCGAAUUUAGUAGAAACAGUCAGUGUUGUUGCUUUAAAAAAAAUAUUCUGUUACAAGUUAUCACUACAGCUACAUCCAAAAGGUUUGCAUCACCCUAUAGAAUGAACUAAUUUAGCUUCAUAAAGUCGAAUGUAACCUGCUGAAUAAUGUUACAUUAUAGGAGGCUGUGUGGUCCAGUGGUUAAAGAAAAGGGCUUGUAACCAGGAGGUCCCCGGUUCAAAUCCCAUCUCAGCCACUGACUCAUUGUGUGACCCUGAGCAAGUCACUUCACCUCCUUGUGCUCCGUCUUUUGGGUGAGACGUAGUUGUAAGUGACUCUGCAGCUGAUGCAUAGUUCACACACCCUAGUCUCUGUAAGUCGCCUUGGAUAAAGGCGUCUGCUAAAUAAACAAAUAAUAAUAAUAACAUAUUGAAUUACACACCACUUUGUAGUUUUCCAUAUGCUUAGCGACAAAACUGACAAAAGUGACUUUUGCGAUAUCCUUUUGUAGUUUCUUUGAAUACACGAUGUUAAAUAAAAGAAAUCAAUUAUGUUCAUAUAGUUGUUUUUUUUUUAAUUAUGUCUCAAUCCUAAAAUUCUAGGUGAUGCAAAACUUUUGGCCAUAGCUGUAGUUACAUUAACUUAUUACUUUGAAAAAAAAAAUUAACUAGUUACAGUUCCAAAUAGUUACUUCUCAGGAAGUUUUCAUUUUACAGAGAUAUUGUUUUCGGUUUGGUCAGGUGUAGUCAUAAUAGGCAGGCUAAGUCACAUGACUCCCAUCUCUCACUCAGCUGUCUGAUUCACUCAGCAGUCCUCUUGAUGCAAUGAAAAUUGCAUUAGGAACUUCUUCUGUUAAAAACUACUCCUUUAAGAAGGCUACAAAUGCUGACGAAGAGGACAGCAACCGUGCAUCGACUAUGACUGUAGACACAAACACUAACGAAGCUGGAGAAAGACACUUUGUGGAAAUACUUGUAGAAAUGAGAUAAAUGCAUUACCUAUCACAUGUGUUACUAGAAGUUCAGUAUACAAAUAAAAUAUGAAUUUUUUAUAAUAA
Molecule: messenger RNA, 3139 nt
Organism: Acipenser ruthenus (sterlet)
Lineage: Eukaryota; Metazoa; Chordata; Actinopteri; Acipenseriformes; Acipenseridae
Product: solute carrier family 22 member 6-A-like
Exons: 10
Coding region: 162-1922 (586 amino acids)
Biological process (GO): transmembrane transport
Cellular component (GO): membrane
Molecular function (GO): transmembrane transporter activity
Source: RefSeq, a predicted model, not a curated record